GUGUGUAAACUAUUGAAAUAUAAUAAUACUUUAUUUAAAAUCUACCAAUCACAAUAUGCAUACAUGACCUUGAAGUGCUCAGCCUCUCUACAAAGGUCGUGUGUGACCUUACCCAUUGCCCACGCCUGGCCUCGUGAGUUGGGUGUUGGUAGUGUAAUGUCUUAUAUAAGCCUGUAAAAUGGAUACUAAAAGUGAAACCAUGGAUCGUCUUGGGCAUGCUGGUAUCAUGGGUAAAACACUCGACAAAGACGAGAUAUCUAAAAACAAGCAACAACGAUCAGAUGAAAUUUCAACUCUUAUGGGACACUAUCUACUCAAAGGAUGGAAAAUGUUGAGUGAAAUUUGUCCUAAAUGCGAGACGAUUCUUUUCCAGAAGCCAAGCGGCCAGUAUUACUGCGUUGCUUGCAUGGAGAUUGACAGUGAUACUGUCAGCGCUAAAAAGCAGCCUAUCGCCAGCAACAAAUCAUCAGAAAUGUUUGAAGAUCUCUCAUCAGAACUAUCGUCUCCUGAUAAAGAUAACGUUAGAGUUUCAGCGCUCUCGAAAACAAUCAAAAGAGCACCAAAGCAAUGUAAUGAAAUCCAAGCAGGACUGCCCACGAACAACAGGAAACACAAACAUAGAAGUAUGGUGAUUGCUCUACAAGAAAAAGUAAUUUGGUGUAUGUCACGGUUAACAGAAGCUACCUCACCUACCGAAAUUUGCCAGUGGUGUGACACACUUAUGUCUUUGUACAGCUUAUGGGACGAAGUGGCUAAAAGCAGUUUGCUAAAACAUUGAUUUAUAAUAGCAGCUUCCUAAGAAAAUAUAAAUUUUUAAAAUGAAAAUUUUUACUUUGUUGAAAUUCCCAACAACCAGGGUUUUUCUGACUACUGUUGGUAUUAUUUGAAUACUCUAUAGGAAGUCUAUUCACAAUAUUUUCUAGGUGAUAGUUUAUUUAAUUCGAUGUGAAAGAGUAUCUUAUACGUCAUUCAUAUCAUAUAUGUGAUAUCCCGUCAUAAGGCAUAAGUAGUACACAGCACUUCGUCUCGUCUUUAUUUAUGGCCAUGAGAAAUGGCUUGCUCUUUGGUAAAAGACCUAUUUUAAAGAUAUAGGCGCUCCAAACGA
Molecule: messenger RNA, 1105 nt
Organism: Trichobilharzia regenti
Lineage: Eukaryota; Metazoa; Platyhelminthes; Trematoda; Strigeidida; Schistosomatidae
Source: the annotation of a GenBank genome assembly